This is a messenger RNA of Striga asiatica, 3202 nucleotides long. The record is from the annotation of a GenBank genome assembly. Lineage: Eukaryota; Viridiplantae; Streptophyta; Magnoliopsida; Lamiales; Orobanchaceae.
UAUAUACAUACAAAUUUUCUCCGUAAAUUACUGAUCAUGAAAAUUCAAUUUUCGAAUAACUCCAAUUCAAUGCAGCGCCGUUUCCAUUUUCCGUAGCUCUACAUUUCAUCGCAUCAAAAGUAAUGAAUUCUGGUUCGUUCGUUUUUGUGGUGUUUGGAAUAAGAAAAUGAUUCUCUCAGUUAACAGAGCCGUUUGAUGUUUGGAGACAGCAACUUGGAGGAGGAGGAGUUUUUUGAGGGAAAUUCUUUAAUCAGAUGUUGAAUAAGAAUGGCAACCAUAAGAGCUCCAGCAACUAAGAAAACUACAACUCUUACUGUGGCUGUUAAAUGUAGGCCAUUAACUGAGAGAGAACGCGGCCGAAAUAUAGUAAGAGUGCACGAUGACAAGGAAAUACUUUUACUGGAUCCUGAUCUUUCAAAAGACUACCUAGAUCGUGUACAAAAUCGUAGCAAGGAGAGGAGAUACACUUUUGAUUAUGCAUUUGGCCCUGACUAUUCCAAUUCGUGUUCAAUACUCUUAAUAGAUAAAACAGAGGUGGUCGAUGCAAUUAUAAGUUGUACUGUAUUGUAUCCACAAGAUCUGCCAUGUUGGUGGUCAUCACUUUGCCUCAUCAUUGUUUUGGUGUUUCAUAUUCUUGAAACUCAGAAUUUAGUGAUGAAUACAGAUGGUGUCUAUGAAAGAAGUGUACGAUCCACAAUUGUUGGGGUUGUCCAAGGUCUCAAUGCCACUGUAUUUGCUUAUGGUUCCACUGGGAGCGGCAAGACAUAUACCAUGGUUGGAACUCAAGAUGACCCUGGACUAAUGGUUCUAAGCUUAAAUACAAUAUUUGAUCUUAUUGAGAAAGAAAAUCGCUCUGAUGACUUUGAAGUUACAUGCUCAUACCUUGAAGUCUACAAUGAGGUCAUUUACGACUUGCUCGAAAAAUCAUCAGGUCAUCUGGAACUAAGGGAAAAUCCAGAACAAGGAAUACUUGUUGCUGGCCUAAGAAGAAUCAAGGUGAAUUCAGCUGACAGGAUUCUUGAACUAUUGAACUUGGGGAACAGUAGGCGAAAAACUGAAAGUACAGAGGUUAAUGAAACUUCCUCACGCUCACAUGCAGUUUUGGAGAUAAGUGUAACAAGAAAACGACAUAAACAAUAUCCCAAGCAGAUUAUCAGAGGAAAACUUGCACUUGUCGAUCUUGCUGGCAGUGAACGAGCAUCUGAAACAAAUAAUGCUGGCCAAAAAUUGAGAGAUGGUGCCAAUAUAAACAGAUCACUUCUUGCUUUGGCGAACUGCAUAAAUGCUUUGGGCAAGCAGCAGAAGAAGGGUCUUGCGUAUGUGCCAUAUCGGAAUAGCAAGUUGACGCGGAUUCUUAAAGAUGGUUUGAGUGGCAAUUCUCAGACAAUAAUGGUUGCUACCAUCUCACCAGCUGAUAAUCAGUAUCACCAUACAGUCAAUACUUUGAAGUAUGCUGACCGGGCAAAGGAAAUAAAGACACAUAUUCAGAAGAAUAUUGGCACCGUCAAUGCUCCUGUAUCAGACUACCAGAAGAUCAUCGACAAUCUUCAGAAUGAGGUUGGCCGCUUGAGAAAGGAAUUAGCAGAGAAGGAGUCACAACUUAAUUCUAAGCAUACUGAGAGAUCACCGGAUGAUGAAUUAUCUUGGUUAAACUCAUUGAGCCAAGAAACUAGUGAAAAUGUGCUGGAGAGGAUAAAUUUACAGAAGGCUUUAAUCGAACUUGAAGAAACUAACCUUUGUAACCGAAAGGAACUCCAACAUCUUGAUGAUGCUAUUGCAAAACAGCAGGUUAUUGAAAAUGACGGAGCUGUAGUGCAGGCUUUGCAAGCAAGACGUCAAAUGAUUCUCGAUAACAUUCGUGAUAAUGAUGAGCUUGGUGUUGGCUACCAGAAGGAAAUUGAAGCUAAUGAGCAGUGCCGGUUGCAACUACAGGAUAUGAUUGAUGAAGCCAUUAGGAAUAACGGCAACAAAACAUACUUAAGCAUCUUGAGCCAGUACCGACUGCUGGGAAUAAGUAACACCGAACUCCAAUUCGAAAUCGCAAUAAGGGACCAAAUUAUAAACAGCCAAAGAGAAGCACAGAGAAACUUAUGGAAGCUGCUCACAAGCUUGGGGCUCAAUGAGAAGCAGAUUGUCGAGCUUGGAGCAAAGCAAGGAAUCACAGUUGAAGACUUUCAGAUGACACCACCAGCAGAUGUGCUGUCAAAUAUGAAGUAUGAAGGAAACACUCCCUUACACUGUACCACAUUACCUUGCUUCUUUCCUCAAGACCGGGAAUUGAGUUCGAGAUGCUUUCCCCAUGCAUUUUUCAGAGAGGAGCUCCAUGCUUCGUAUUAUUAUGUCCAUCAUGGGUCAUCUCCUCCAGGCAAUCAGCAGUGGCAGUCAGGCUCUUGUUUGUGUCCGUAUGACGAGAGUGUUGUUUCGGCUUCAUCUAAUGGGAGCAGCUGCCGGGCACGACAGCAGGAUGCAUGGGCCGUAACUAAUAGGACAGACAUAAACAUGAACUCUUACGUCGGAACGAGUACCAUGUGGGACCCGUGUAAAGGUAACCCAAUGCAUCAUGGUGGGAUUGGUGAAGCUAAUUUUGGACAUCUUUCUGUGAAACAAGAUUCGAACAAGGUUAAUCCUGAGCAUGGUUUCCCAAAAGCUCUAAAUUCUUCAUGCUCCAGUAUCCCAAGUAUACUUCCUUCUCAUGUAACUCCCAAGUUCAAAGGAGAGCAGUUUUAGUGCGAUCAUAGACUUGUUACAAUACAAAGUCACCCGAUUCAUGUUGAACUUUGUUUUUCUUUUAAUUUUUCUCUUUUCCGUUUCUUCUAAUACCCGUCGCCCAACAACGUUGCGCAUGUGUUGCCCGUCGUCACCGGGGAUGCCGCGCCCUCGGUGUGAUUCUCGCCGCGUGGCAUGACGUUUGCGAGAAGCUCGCGUGUCGACUUGUGAGCCCAGCAUGUCCGCUCGUUUGCAGCCUGCUUGCCUGCAUCUGCAGGGUCUGCUGCCAGCCUGCCGCGGGCUGCGCCAGACCAACGGUUAUUGCCAGCGGUUGUGCGUGGCUUUAGCUAGCCUACUACCGUCGCCUGUCUAUCGUCGGCCUUUCGCUCCCAGAAGUUGAACGACACAUUGUGGCAUGUCGUCGGUCAUCGUGGGCUGAUCGCCUAUGGCUAAUUCUAGUCUUCGGGAAUUUAUAUAUAUAUAUAUAUAUAGAGAG